AGCAGCACCAGCAGCAGCAGCAGCAGCAGGAGCAGCAGCAGCAGCACAGCUGGCCGUGCGGGUGGCCGCGCCGCCGGCGAUAACCUCCCGGCACCUCCGCUCGCCGCCUUCCUCCCUCCCUCCUUCCCUCCUCCUCCUCCUCCCUCUCCUCCUCCUCCUCCUCUCCCCCCCCGCCGCCGCUCGCUCCCCGCUUCAUGUUUUGGAGAGCCUCGAGGGGGAUUGGCUGGGGGCGAGGAGGGACGCUCGCCGGGGCUCGCCGCUCGCCCGCUACAUGCCGGCGCCCCCUCCUCCCCCCGGCGGCCCUCUGAAAAGUAUCCCGCCGGGACCCCGGAGGGGACUGCGUGCGCGGCGGGGGCAGGCUCCAAACUUCUUCCAAAAUAGUGCGCGCGGGGCAGGCGAUGGGGGAUUUCGCGGCCCCCGCCGCCGCCUCCAACGGCGGGGGCAUCUGCAUCAACAAUAACCUGGGCGGCGGGCUCGGCGGGGCCGCUCUCGGGGUCGGCGGCGCCCCCCACGGCCCGCCCGCCGCCGCCCCCGGGAACAAUGCUGCCGGCGGCGGCGUCCCCAAGCACAGCACGGUGGUGGAGCGGCUGCGGCAGCGCAUCGAGGGCUGCCGGCGGCACCAUGUCAGCUGCGAGAGCAGGUACCAGCAAGCCCAGGCGGAGCAGCUGGAGCUGGAGCGCAGGGACACGGUGAGCCUCUACCAGAGGACGCUGGAGCAGAGGGCCAAGAAGACGGGCGCCAAGCAGCAGCAGCAGCAGCAGCAGCAGCAGGGCAAGCAGCAGCAGGAUGCCGAGCCCGCCGCGGCGGAGCAGAGGAACCACACGCUGAUCAUGCUUCAAGAGACAGUGAAAAGGAAGUUGGAAGGCGCACGUUCACCUAUCAAUGGAGAGCAGCAGAAUGGAGUUUGUGAUGGCAGCUUUUCUCCAACCAGCAAGCGGAUACGGAAGGAUGUACCAGGCAUCGAGGCAAUCAACAGCUUGCCUAAUAAUUUGCCUUUGCCUGCUGCUUCUCCUCUUCACCAGCUUGACAUGAAAGCGUCCCUGCCCUUGCAGAACAGUGGAACUCACGGUAGUGGGCUAGAAGACUUGGGUAAAAACGGCGGGCUUUCGGAGAUAAAGCUCCCUGUUAAUGGUUGCAAUGAGCUAGACGAUGGUUUUAACAUCCUGCAGAACAAGGAGCUAAAGCAAGAGCCUUUGGAUGACCCUACCUGCAUAGAUACUUCAGAAACAUCUCUUUCAAAUCAGAAUAAGCUUUUCUCGGACAUUAAUCUGAAUGAUCAGGAGUGGCAGGAGCUAAUAGAUGAACUAGCGAACACUGUUCCAGAAGAUGACAUACAGGAUUUGUUCAAUGAAGACUUUGAAGAGAAGAAGGAGCCAGAAUUCCCCAGGCCUGCCACAGAGACUCAAGAGAGUGCAAGUGUUAAAAGUGAUCCAUCUCAUUCCCCAUUUGCUCAUGUUCCAUUAGGAUCUCCCCAGGUGAGGCCUUCGUCUUCUGGUCCUCCGUUCUCAAAUGUUUCCACAGCCUCUAGUAUAACUUCCGUAUCCAGCGCUCCACCAGCUCCAAUCCAGGCAGGCUCACCAGCAAACUGUGUUGUUCAAUCACCUCAAACUCCCAACCAGGCCCUCACGCCAGGCCAAACUCAGACGCGAUCUGGAAAUGGCUAUCUUAUGAAUCCAGCAGCAGCAACUGUGGCAGGAUCAGGGCCUGGGCCUGUGAAUAUGCCAACUACGGACUUGUCUCCGGCUGAGCAGCUCAAGCAAAUGGCUGCACAGCAGCAGCAAAGAGCCAAGCUCAUGCAGCAGAAACAGCAGCAGCAGCAGCAGCAUCCAAAUCAAGCCUCAAGUUGGUCACCUGUCGGCCCUCCAUCUAGUCCGUAUGGAGGACCUUUCAGUGCAGACAAACCAAAUAGUCCAAUGAUGUAUCCCCAAGCCUUUAACAACCAAAACCCAAUAGUGCCUCCUAUGGCAAACAAUCCACAGAAGACCACAAUUAAUAACUACCUCCCUCAGAAUCACAUGAAUAUGAUCAAUCAGCAGCCAAAUAACCUGGGCACAAACUCGUUAAGCAAACAGCCCAAUAUGCUUUCUUAUGGCAACACCAAACCUCUGACCCACUUCAAUGCUGAGCUGAGCCAGAGGAUGACCCCACCAAUGGCAAAUCCCAGCAAGAACCCCAUGAUGCCAUACAUACAGCAGCAGCAGUCCCAGCAGCCCCAGAUGCAAGCUCAGAUGGCACACCUGAGUGAGGAACAGAAACGCAUGCUCAUCAUGAAGCAGAAAGGAAUGAUGAACCAGCCCAUGGCAUAUGCAACACUUCCUUCCCUCGGUCAGGAGCAGCACCAAGUGGGAUUGUCUCGGACCACAGCACCUAUGCAGCCUUCAGUCCCACCGGGCUCCAGCAGCGUGGUCACAGGCACGAGCUCUGGGGGUCCCUUCCUGGGAAACCAACCGCAAGCAGCCAUCAUGAAGCAGAUGCUGAUUGAGCAGAGAGCCCAGCUCCAUGUGAUAGAGCAGCAGAAGCAACAGUUUCUCAGAGAGCAGAGGCAGCAGCAGCAGCAGAUCCUAGCAGAGCAGCAGUUGCAGCAGCAGUCACAUUUGCCUCGGCAGCACCUGCAGCAACAGCGGAGCCCGUAUCCAGUGCAACAGGUCAAUCAGUUCCAAGGUUCUCCCCAGGAUAUAGCAGCUGUGAGAAACCAAGCAGCACUCCAGAGCAUGAGGACGUCCCGAAUGAUGGCCCAGAAUGCGAGCAUGAUGGCGAUGGGUCCUUCCCAGAACCCGAGCACACUGCCCACCACAGCAGGCCAGUCAGACAUGAGCAUGGCUCCUUACAGCAACGCCUCUUCCAGCCAGCCAGGAAUGUACAGUAUGAGCACAGGGAUGAGCCAAAUGUUGCAGCACCCAAACCAAAGUGGCAUGAACAUGGCACAUAACGCAGGCCAGGGAACAAGGCAGCCUGCCUCUGGACAAGCGGUGGGAAUGGUCAGCAAUUUUGGUCAGAACAUGCUGGUAAACUCUGCUCUUCCCCAGCAUCAGCAGCAGAUGAAAGGACCGGUGGGCCAGGUCUUACCCAGGCCACAGGCACCACGACUUCAAAACCUGAUGGGGACUGUCCCACAAGGAACACAAAACUGGCAGCAGCGAGGCUUGCAAGGCAUACCUGGAAGGACUAGCAGCGAAAUUGGGCCUUUCAAUAAUGGCACAACAUACCCAAUGCAGCCCGGACAGCCAAGGCUGUCCAAGCAGCAUUUCCCGCAGGGACUUAACCAGACAGUUGUGGACACGAGUGGAACAGUGAGAGCCCUGAACCCAGCAAUGGGGAGACAGCUGCUGCAACCACUACCAGGGCAACAAGGAGCUGGCCAGGCCAGGCCGAUGGUAAUGCCUGCAAUAAGCCAAGGGGUCCCCACGAUGUCUGGUUUUACUCAGCCUCCGACGCAGCAAUUGCCAGGUGGUAACUUUGCUCAGAGCGGCCAAGGCCAAGCCUACGAGAGGAAUCCCACUCAGGACAUAUCUUACAAUUACAGUAAUGAAGGAGCGGGGGGGUCAUUCUCCAGUUUAGCAGAGGGUGCAGACCUCGUGGACUCCAUCAUUAAGAGUGGACCGGGGGAUGAGUGGAUACAAGAACUUGAUGAGUUGUUUGGGAACCCCCAGUGAGUGGGCUUGUAUAGUCUGGAGCUUUGGUUGUUACGUUUGAAAAAAAACACAGAGAGUCGGAUGUGCUCCCCAUCCUUGGAUUGUUGUUUUUUUUGUUUGAAUUGGUUUGGGGUUAUUUUGUUUGUUUUCUUUUGUUUUUAAUCGUGCAAACCGAGCUGAUCUGUAGCCAACUUUGGAAGAUUCGGGUGACGAUGAAAACAUCGGUAUCACAAGACUUCCACGAGCAAUCUCCAUUGCACGGCAGCACCCGCUGCAUGGGUGUGGGGCAGGAUGGGGAAACUGGAAAAGCCAGCUGAUGCCUCGGGUUGGGAAAAUUUGGUCUUUCCCAACUGAAGUGAGGCUUCAUUGCACAAUGGUGUGGGGUGGUCCCAAUAUCUCCCACCUCAUGUAGCUGUAAAGGCCACAGCUUUCAGAGUAGCAGUUGAAAACGGCCAGGAGCAAAGCCUAAAGAAGCCCACAGGCGAUUGCGCAGGCCCUGGUCGGAAACGGGCUUAGCCCUGGGUAUAACAGGCCUCAGAGAGCCACGGACAGGCUCUGGGCUGUCAGAGAGGACACGCAGCACACAGGUGACAGACCGAAACAGUCACAGAGAGGUCACCAUUUUCACUGCAGAGUGAUAAAAAUCCAGUAAAAGUGUAGCAGAACAUAAACUUGGCAGUACAGUGAGGACAGUUUGAUUAGAGGCUGGAGACAGCUUCGGUGGGUGGGUUAACGUAACAAGCUAUUUAGUCCCCGCAGGACUUGCAGUAGCACGUCCCUGUCAGAGCACUUUGCUCUGCUGUAUCUGCUGUAUCUGCUGCUUGGGAGAGCAGAACAGCAGCCGAGAGUGGUGUUAAAGGGCUACAAGGUACCAGCGAAGGUCUUAAGCAGGUCCCUGUCUCUCUCCUCCCUCUCCCGUAUGUUUUCAUAUAUUCCCCUCCUGUCCUUCAGUGUAAAAGAAGGUAAGCUCACUGCGCUCCUUUUCAGGUGAGCGACAAACACCACAAAGGGGCAGGAAGGAGAGGAGAAGACAGGAAGGAGGGAACGUACAGGGAUGGUCUGGCAGGCAGAAAUGAGUUUCUUCUCUCCUCUUGAAAAGUGCAAGAUUGGCAGGUAGUGUUACCAUGGGGUGUCUGGGCUCUUGAUUUGACAUUAUGUGCUACCUGGUCUUCUGUUUUAAGCAGGCGUUUGGCAUAAUCUCCCUGGUUUGCUGGAAUAAAAUUCAGUGCGGUAUUUGAAAAAUGGGAACUAAGGAAGGACUACAGCAAAGAGCAUUCAUGAAUGGGUAAAAUAGUUGAUUUAGGUAUCAAAAACAUCAGGUCUGCCCAAAUAUGCUUUUAAGUAGCAGAGGUGUAUCACUGUCUCCACUAUCUAUCUCCACUGUGUGGAUCGGUGCUGAGCAGCACUGCGGUGAAGCGGUGAUAGUCUCACUGAGAUGUCAGCCAUUUUGAAUGCCUAAGGCAGCGGUUCCCAAGCCGCGGUCCGAGGGCGAGGCAAGCUGUCCUCAGAAACCUGCCACCUUUUCAGCUGAGAGCUGGCCACCAGGAUAUGUAGGGGUGCAUAAAAAAUCGUAACAGCAAUCCGCAGUCCAAAACAUUUGGGAACUGAUGCUGGCCUCCAAGAGCACAUUAUGUGCUCUGUGGUGAGAAUGACUCCAGCGUACACAUGCCAAGGCUGCAGGAGCAAGGGGCUUGGUACCUGGCAUCUCUGGGUCCUCCCUUCCCCUGCGGGGUAUUGCUGUGUAUCGCUUGGAGGUUGGGGCCAGGCGGGCCUGGGGCCACCCCAGCACCCAGAUACGUUCCCUGCUGUGCUGCGAUCCCUCGCAGGGCCUACCCAGACACGGGUUUAAAUGCUGUACUGUAGACAGGACAAGCUGUGUUUUUAACUUGGACUAGCUGGCCAAGGUGAGCUGUCAGUUCAGCUUGCCUUGACCACUCAUUUUUUCAAAAUAAUGCUUUAGUUAGCAUUCUUUUAGCUAACACCUUUUUUUAGAAGACAACACAAGGCCCCAUUCCAGUUCCUGCUGAAGAUGACAGGGCUUUGCCUGCCCGCUGCUUCAGCCAGAGCCGGGCCGGGCCCUAACGCAGUGAAGGAGAGCACCAGCCACAGUUUGCAGUCCACAACCACCUCGUGGGCAAACGGCUCUUAGCAGGACUAGCGUGAAGGAAGAGGCAGCAAGCAGUGAAGCGGACACACAGCGAAUUGCCCCGGGGCCAGGGGUUUGGAGACGCACAACCACCACCCCACAGCCCCGACCGGGCAUUCACACGCGUUAGGAAGAUGCAGGCUUUGGUGAAUGAACGCUGGUGAAUGCCGAGCCUCUGUUGUUGUAAAGCUUCCUCCAAAUACUCCGUACUGGGACCAAGUACUAGAGAGGUAGAUUUUAAUAGAUUUGGGGUUUUGUUUCUUUUUUUUUUUUCUUACUAUGGUGCUGAUGUAUAUGUAAUGUUAAAAAAAAAAAUGUUAUUUGUAAAUAUGUUUUUACAAUUCUACAGAUAUCACUGGGUCUACUAUCUGUAAAAUAUAUACAUAUAAAAAUAUAUAUAUAUACUGUUUGUUUAAAAUAGAGUAUUUUUAUUUCAUUCCUUAACUCAUCCUUACUGCAGUGGUAUUGCACUUCAGAUGACGUCUAAUUACUAAUUUGUACUGUAUCCCUGAUGGCAACUUGCUCCAUUUUAUUCAGAUUUUUCUAGUUUUCUGUUUUUACUUUGUACAUUAAGCAUUGCUUAUUUCCUUUUAAGACCUGUACAGAGCUCUGAAAAUGUAGAAAAAAACUGAUGUUAACAUACCACUUUUAAAGAAAAAAGAAAAAGGAAAAAAAAAAACAACAACAAACAAAUAAAAGAUGGUUAUCUGAGUC
This is a messenger RNA of Cygnus atratus (black swan), 6492 nucleotides long. RefSeq names its product mastermind like transcriptional coactivator 3 (gene MAML3). Gene Ontology annotation, cellular component: nuclear speck; nucleoplasm. The record is from RefSeq and is a predicted model, not a curated record. Gene Ontology annotation, molecular function: transcription coactivator activity. NCBI's taxonomy places the organism in Eukaryota, Metazoa, Chordata, Aves, Anseriformes, Anatidae. Gene Ontology annotation, biological process: positive regulation of transcription of Notch receptor target; Notch signaling pathway. Bases 399 to 3653 code for a protein of 1084 amino acids. The transcript has 5 exons.